AAGAAAAAUAAGCAGACUCUCUCUCUCUCGUUAUCUAAUUUCCUCUACGGGAGAUUCCGCGGACUUUUACCAACGUGGAGAGAAAAAAGAAAAACGCAGUCCACACACACACUGUAGCGAGCGAGAUAGAGAGAGAGAGAAGAGAAAAACAAACUCUGAGGCUCAAAGUUCUGGGGGCGAGAGAAAUCCUCCCAUCGUUUCGAUCGAUCGAUCAUGCCUCCCGGUGCGAAGAAGAGAAAGGCGUUGAAGAAAAAGCAGCAACAGGAAUCGAUUGGAACAAGUACGAAGGAUAAUCUCCACGGAAAUGAUGAACAUGGAAGCCAAGAUGAUAGGGAAAGUGAUAGCACUUUGAGUUCCCCUGGUUCUCAAGGGAAUGAUGAAUUUGGUGUCACAAAAGAUCCAUCUGCUGAGGCUACAUCAUCCGCUUUGGUGGUGAAGGAGACUGCUAAAGAUAUAUCAGAUGUUACUCAGGGUCUAGGACCCAAAAGUGGAAACGUAGCUCCUCUGGAUCCUUGUGUUAAAGAGAUCGCUCCUGCUGUCGAUUCUGUCUCCAAAGUAGUGGUUUUUGAAAAUACUGAGACCUCAACACACUCACAUUUGGUCAAACAGACGUCUGAUGAAGAGAAAAAGUAUCCAUCUACGGGACUGGGAAAGGAUAAUGGUAAGGUGGCUACUCUUCCAGGGUCUGCUGCUGGAACAUGCAGAAAAAUAGAGUGUGUAGGAGAAUCUGAAGCUCCACUAUCCGCUGAGGAAAAGCGUCUUUUGUUGCCUGGUCCACAAGCCGUCCGAACUUCUUGGUUAAGUUGCUGCGGUUUGUUUGAUGCUAUGACAGGAUCUGACAGAUAAACACAGGAGUUAGAUAAGGCUGGACGCUUAUUAUGACAGCCAAAGCUCAAAGACAACUGAAAAAGCAGAACUUACGGUGGUCCGUACUCUUUGUACAUUAUCUUUGAUAGAUAAUAAUGUGGGCGGCUUUUAGCAACAUAGCUCUAUUUUUAUCAGUUCCCACAAUUGUCGUUUAUAUCCUGUGUAUUUCAUUAGAUACAUGUAGAAGUGCGAUCCAUUUCAAGCCUCAAAGUUUGAUUUUA
Brassica napus (rape) is the source of this 1088-nucleotide messenger RNA. RefSeq lists its product as uncharacterized. The transcript has 4 exons. Lineage: Eukaryota; Viridiplantae; Streptophyta; Magnoliopsida; Brassicales; Brassicaceae. The record is from RefSeq and is a predicted model, not a curated record. The coding region runs from base 214 to 846 and encodes 210 amino acids.